UUCCAGCCGAGGAGGGACUGCUUUCCGGCAACUGAAACCAUGGGCAUGCUGCUAAACCAAGACACCGCCGUAGACCCGUAGUACCCGCUGGUACGGCGUUCAUCGCUUUAAUCCGCCGCCAAUGCGUUACUACAGGGCAUGCGGGAACAGAACAGACGCAUACACAGUGCUACACUAACAGCGCCUUUAAGUUGCUGCUUCAUCUCUUCUCCUUCUUCAAAAGCUUCGUCUUGUCCACCGAUGGAUGCGCUUCCCUGCUCCACAGACCACAGCCACGCAUGACGCAACCAUGACUCCAUGAGGAGGGCUGAGCAAGCGGGCACGCACGCACGCUUCAGGACCUACCGCCAUAAAUAUCCUUGCUAUUUGGUGACUGCAGAAGGAUUCGGUGAGGAAUCUCGUCAUGCAGACUUCAAAACCAAGCUCUCUUUGCAGGAGUGGGUCUUCAGAUGCCCCGCAGAGGACUUCUCCAAGGACACCGCGGGCAUCUCGUGUGGCCAAAACCGGAGGGAAUGAAACCGAUUCUACAGGAGUUACCCCGACAAGAACGCCUACGGAGAGGAGCCCUAAGGUUACUGAGAGGCGGUCUCCACGGAGCCCAAUUACUGAGGUAAAGAAGCGCCCAAGCAGGCUAUCGGAACUGGAGUCCAAGGUCAGCCAGCUGCAAGAUGAACUGAAGAAGGCCAAGGAGCAACUUAGCUCGUCAGAGGCACGGAGGCGCCAUGCGCAGCAGGAAGCCGAGGAAGCAAAGACGCAAGAGCAGGCUGCAGCCGCCUCGAAGCUGGAGGAGUUGCAGCGCCAGCUUGACGAGUUCUCAGCUGCGGAGGAAUCCCGUCUCCAGGAACUGCGCAAGAUCUCGCAGGAACGUGACCGUGCCUGGGAGUCGGAACUCGAGGCAGUGCAGAGGCAGAAAUCAGCGGACGCAGCCGCGCUCGGCUCGGCCAUGUCCGAGAUCCAGCGGCUGAAGCAGCAGCUGGAAGCUUCAGCAGAGUCUGACGCGGCCCGCGCGAAGCAGUGCGAGUACGUGGAAGCUGAGAUCGAGGGCUUGAAGCAGGAGAUGGAGAUCCGCCUAGCGACCAUUGAGGGCCUGAAGGUGAAUGUCAGCGAGAGUGACAGGGCUGCGGCUGAGGCAAAUGCCACGGUAAAUGAGACCAAGCAGCAGCUGGAGACAGCGAAGGCCACCAUUGACUCACUUGUAGCUGAGGGCGUCCGCAUGCAGGAAUGCCUGAGGUCGAAGGACAUGGAGCUCAAUGAGUCCAAGGCUCUCGUGGCAUCGCUCCAGGAAGAUAUGAAGAAGUCACAUGACACGGACAAUGCCAAGGCCAAGGCCAAUACUGAUGUCCGCUCUGAGACUGAGGCUCUGCAGAAGGUGCUGGUGACCACAAGUGCCGCCGACGCCAAUGGGAGCUGUGGAAGCUAUGACCCAGAGAUCGAACAGUUGCGGACUGCUCUUGAGGUCGCUGAGAUCAGGUACCAGGAGCAGCAAACUCGGAUGACUAUCGAGACUGGAGGCUUGUACGAGACAUUGGAGAGUGUGAGGGCCGAGUGCGCCCGCGAACUGUGCGAGCUCAGGCUGGAGCUGAAGAACAAGAACGAUGCACUCAUGGAGGCAAUGGCAGGAGCCGCCGCAGAUCCUCACAGGCCAGACGCGAUGCAGCAGCCGGAGCUGGAGGCGAAGCUGAUGAGGUCCAUCACCGACGCGGCGGAGCUGAAGGCAUGCCUGAUGGACAAGGAGAACGCGCUGCAGAGCCUGGCGGAGGAGAACGAGGCGCUGAAGGCGGGGGCGGGCAGGGCGGAGGCGGAGCUGCGGCGCAAGUACGAGGCGGCGGUGGCGGAGCUGGAGCUGGCCAAGGCCGCGGAGCAGGACGUGCGGAUGCGGCUGGGGCUGGUGACGGACGAGGCGGACAGGAGCAGCCGGCGCGCUGCGCGGGCGUCGGAGCAGCUGGACGCGGCCCAGGCGGCCGGCGCGGAGAUGGAGGCGGAGCUGCGGCGCCUGCGCGUGCAGUCCGACCAGUGGCGCAAGGCCGCGGAGGCGGCUGCAGCCGCGCUCGGUGGGGGUGGGGGGAAGGACGGCAACGGCGGCACGGUGGAGAGGACCGGGUCGCUGGGGCCCGAGUACGGCAGCUCCAUCGGCGGGAAGCUGAUGAGCUCGCCAUUCUCGGACGACGUGGACGAGGAGUCACCCAAGCGGCGCAACGGCGGCGGCGGCGGCGGCGGCGGCGUGCUGCGCAGGAUGAGCGGGCUCUGGAAGAAGAGCCCCAAGUGAGUGAGACUGAGAUGGGGUGGACGGGGUCCGGGAUAGCCGUAGGUGCGAGGUGAUGCAAUAGCAGCAGUAUGAGUAGGAGGGAUACUGGUGAAUGCUGCAGGGAAGACGACGACGCUCUUUCUGGACAAGACACGGAGACACAGCUCUAGUCUAGGUGGUAGGAAGCAUGAUCGUCUCUGUCUGAUAACAUUUGGCUGGUACUUGAGUGAACCUCGUGUCGAGGAGCAGCUGCUUUUGGCUGCCUGUUCUGUACCUUACUAUGCUUCAUUCAGUCAAAAAAAUUCCCACAUGUGACAUGUUCUUGGUUCUUUUUUC
Molecule: messenger RNA, 2581 nt
Organism: Zea mays
Lineage: Eukaryota; Viridiplantae; Streptophyta; Magnoliopsida; Poales; Poaceae
Product: interactor of constitutive active ROPs 2, chloroplastic
Exons: 4
Coding region: 404-2266 (620 amino acids)
Source: RefSeq, a predicted model, not a curated record